AGUUUCUGACAGUACGCGUCAUCCGCUUCGCUUCUUUCCCUUCCUACUCCUCGGCGAGCGUGAGGAGGAAAUCGCUAAUUUCAUUUCUUUCCGUUUAACGUUGAAUUCUGUUCCGUCAUUUUCCCUGUUCCUUUUCUCUUUUGCGUCCGCUUCCCGGUGCAUCUGGCUUUCGAGCUUGUCUUCUGCAUUGUACUUUCCUGAAUCGUCGAGCAGAAUGGCGGGAAGAACGGGCAGGGUGUUGCUCCGACAGGUUUUGCAUAGGUCCAGGUGGUUUAGCUCCUCGGCAUCCGCAGCAGGCCAUCAGAAGACGCCUCCACUUCCGAAGAAGGGUCGAAUAUUGACGGGGACCAUGUUGGGAAUGGUAUUAGCUGGAGGAGCUUAUGUGAGUAUGGUGGAUGAGCCUAUUUUGAGUGACUGGCUGUUCAAAGCAACAAAGUCAUUGAACCCUCUCUUUGCUCUUUUAGAUCCUGAGGUUGCUCAUCAUUUGGCAAUAUUAGCAUCAUCGUAUGGCCUUGUUCCAAGGGAGAAAAGGCCUGAUCCACCGGUCCUGCAAGUUGAUGUCUGGGGGCUACGGUUUUCAAAUCCAGUUGGGCUCGCUGCAGGUUUUGAUAAAAGUGCUGAAGCUUUUGAGGGUUUAUUAGGAAUGGGCUUUGGGUUUGUGGAAGUUGGUUCUAUAACACCACUUCCACAGGAGGGCAAUCCAAAACCUCGUGUUUUCAGACUGCGGCAGGAGGGUGCUAUCAUCAAUCGCUAUGGUUUUAAUAAUGACGGUAUUGAGGCUGUUACAAAAAGAUUAAAUGCACAACAUCGUAAAAGGAUGCCUGAACUAGUACCAGAUAAUUCAAAUAAUCGUGUGAAGAAUGGAGGAAGAGCUGGAUCUGGCAUUCUUGGUGUCAAUAUUGGAAAGAAUAAGACAACUGAAGAUGCUGCAGCCGAUUAUGUAAAAGGAGUUCAUGCCUUAUCCCAGUUCGCUGAUUAUCUGGUUGUAAAUGUUUCGUCCCCAAAUACUCCUGGAUUACGCAAACUCCAAGGAAGAAAACAACUUGAAGACCUUAUCAGAAAGGUUCAAGCUGCUCGGGAUGAAAUGCAGUGGGGUGAAGGUGGACCUCCUCCUUUGCUUGUGAAAAUUGCCCCAGACCUUUCAAGACAAGAUCUCGAAGAUAUUGCAGCAGUUGCUCUUACUCUACGGUUGGAUGGAUUGAUUAUAUCAAACACAACUAUAUCAAGACCAGAGUCAGUUAGUAAGCUGCCUCUGGCUGAGGAGGCUGGUGGAUUGAGUGGGAAACCCUUAUUCAAGUUGUCAACAGAUAUUCUCAAGGAGAUGUACAUUUUAACACAAGGAAGGGUUCCUAUCAUCGGCUGUGGAGGUAUUAGCAGUGGUGAAGAUGCAUACAAGAAAAUAAGGGCAGGAGCUACACUCGUUCAGCUGUAUACAUCCUUUGCUUAUGAGGGACCUGCUUUGAUCCCACAAAUUAAGGCGGAACUUGCUAAAUGCUUGGAAAGGGAUGGUUUCAAGUCUGUUCAAGAAGCCAUUGGCGUGGAUUGUAAAUAGCCCAGUACCAAACGAGUGAAUGGAGCCAAUUUUGUGAGUCUAGGUUUGCUAUAAUAUCCAUUGAUGUUGUUGCACAUGAACAUCUUCCCUCAAUAUCUGCUUGAGCAAGGAAAGAAAUUAAGAGUAUGGAUUUUCCCUCCCUUUUUAAUCUUUUAGGCAAUGAUUUGGGCAUAUGUAUUAGCGUAUGAAACAGUCCAUUUCCUUCCGGCUUUUCCUUCCCUUUUUUUCUACGGAAAGAAGGAAUCUAGUACAUAGUAUCUGCUUGGAUGGUUU
Messenger RNA from Nymphaea colorata (pocket water lily), 1825 nucleotides. RefSeq names its product dihydroorotate dehydrogenase (quinone), mitochondrial-like. Gene Ontology annotation, biological process: pyrimidine ribonucleotide biosynthetic process; 'de novo' pyrimidine nucleobase biosynthetic process. The transcript has 11 exons. NCBI's taxonomy places the organism in Eukaryota, Viridiplantae, Streptophyta, Magnoliopsida, Nymphaeales, Nymphaeaceae. Bases 215 to 1552 code for a protein of 445 amino acids. The record is from RefSeq and is a predicted model, not a curated record. Gene Ontology annotation, molecular function: dihydroorotate dehydrogenase activity. Gene Ontology annotation, cellular component: mitochondrial inner membrane; cytoplasm.